Messenger RNA from Drosophila yakuba, 3199 nucleotides. It is a transcript of the gene Pmp70, whose product is annotated as ATP-binding cassette sub-family D member 3. Gene Ontology annotation, biological process: fatty acid beta-oxidation; peroxisome organization; long-chain fatty acid import into peroxisome. The record is from RefSeq and is a predicted model, not a curated record. Gene Ontology annotation, cellular component: peroxisomal membrane. NCBI's taxonomy places the organism in Eukaryota, Metazoa, Arthropoda, Insecta, Diptera, Drosophilidae. Gene Ontology annotation, molecular function: ABC-type transporter activity; ATP binding; ATP hydrolysis activity. The coding region runs from base 631 to 2628 and encodes 665 amino acids. The transcript is spliced from 8 exons.
GAACUACAGUUAGUUGCCUGCUGGCUUUUGCGCGUCGCACGUAUCACUUCGUCAGAUUUUUCGAUUUGGCCGAGCAGAGAAGAGUGUAAUUACCAAACAAAGAAAUGCGCCUGGCUUAAAUUGAAUAAAUAAAAGCGCCUGCCGUGUGUGACAAUCACUUUGCCCACCCCCUUUGGCCAGAAAAGGAGCGCCACUAGCAGCGGAGGAAGAAGCAGCAGCAGCGCCACUAGUUGUAGUAGUCGAAGAAGAAGAAGGUGCCCACUGUGAGAGAGAGAGAGAGCGACCGAGACCGAGAGAGGACGAAGCAAAGACAGGGCUGUUCGACAACCAGGUGUUUACAUCCUGCUAUCCCCCAUCUGUGUGUGUGCAUGUCCGUCUGAGUGUGCGUGUGUGUGUCGUCAUCGAACAGCCGUUUAAAAUAUUGAAAUCCGUGCAAUAAACAAUAGUGUCUGUUCCCCUUCCAUAUUUAUUUAUUAUAUUUUUUUUUUUUUUUUAUUUUUUUCCCUGUGCCCCCCCUACGUGCGGUUAAUCGAACAUUGAAGUGCGAACGCGAAAUUGCGAAUUGUAAAAUUCACAAGCUGCCCAAUUCGAAGCCAAACGAAAUAUCCGUAGCCACAUCGCAACAGCAGAAUGGCCCCGGCUCUGAGCAAGUUGGCCAACAACCAGAGCGCCAUCGUCGGCGUGGCGGGCAUGACGGCGGCCAUCUGGAUAAUUGCCUACGGAAAGAUGUCCAACAAGAAGAGAAAACCUGGCUAUGAGGACAAGAUCCAGUACACAAUCGCCGAGAAGAAGGAGAAGAAGGCGGCAAAGGCGCACGUUAACUCAGUAUUCUUCAAACAGCUCCGCCAGUUGCUCCCCAUCCUCAUUCCCGGCUUCUGGAGCAUUGAGACUGGCCUGCUCUUCCUGGUGGCCGCCGCACUGAUUGGCCGCUCUGUUAGCGACAUCUGGAUGAUCCAGAACGCGACGGUGGUGGAGAGCACCAUCAUACACAUGAACCGCACCAAGUUCAAGACGGCGCUCCUGAAAUAUCUGACAGCUCUGCCAGCGAUCUCCGUUGUGACCAACGUCCUCAAGUGGAGUUUGGGUGAGCUGAAGCUGAGGUUCCGCACCAACCUGACACACCACCUGUACAGUCAGUACCUAAAUGGCUACACCUACUACAAAAUGUCCAACCUGGACAACAGGAUAGCCAACGCCGAUCAGCUGCUGACCACAGACAUUGACAAGUUCUGCGAGAGCGCCACGGACCUCUACUCCAACAUCAGCAAACCCGUGCUGGACAUCUUCAUCUACGUGUACCGCCUGACGGUGAAUCUGGGCGGCAAGACGCCAUCGAUUCUGAUGCUCUACCUGCUGUUCGCCGGCGUCUUCCUGACGCGCCUGCGCCGCCCCACUGGUCGCCUGACCGUCGAGGAGCAGAAGCUGGAGGGCGAGUUCCGCUAUGUAAACAGCCGGCUGAUCACCAACUCCGAGGAGGUGGCCUUCUACCAGGGCAACGUGCGCGAGAAGCUCACACUGCUGGCCAGCUACUCCAAGUUGCGUUCGCAUCUGCGCAAGUUCCUCGAGUUCCGCGUCAGCAUGGGCAUCAUCGAUAACAUCAUCGGCAAAUAUUUCGCCUCCAUUGUCGGCUUCUAUGCUGUCUCCAUUCCGUUCUUCUCCGAAAACCAUCCGCUGCUGUCCGGAGAACAGAGCGGCCAGCGCCUGCAGGCCUACUACACCUACGGACGCAUGUUGGUCAAGCUGGCGGAGGCCAUCGGACGCCUGGUGCUCGCUGGACGGGAGAUGUCCCGCCUGGCCGGCUUCACCGCCCGCAUGACCGAGCUAAUUAAGGUUCUGAGCGACCUCAACAAGGGCACCUACGAACGCACCAUGGUGAACGGCAACAACCUCGCGCAAAACGCCGUCGGAUCAGCGUCGAGCAACUUUGGACCAAACAAGGGCAUCAUGUGCUUCGAGGACAACAUCAUCCGCUUCGAAAAGGUGCCACUGGUGACGCCCAACGGCGAUGUCCUGCUGCAGGAGCUUACCUUUGAAGUGAAGUCUGGCACAAACGUACUGGUGUGCGGUCCCAACGGCUGUGGCAAGUCCUCCCUGUUCCGCAUCCUCGGUGAGCUGUGGCCAACGUGGGGCGGCAAGGUGACGAAACCCUCACGCGGCAAGCUUUUCUACGUACCUCAGAGGCCCUACAUGACGCUGGGAACACUGCGUGACCAGAUCAUUUAUCCGCACACGCGCGAUGACAUGCGUCGCCUGGGACACAGCGACGAGGAUCUCAUGCACUACCUGGACAUCGUGCAGCUGACCUAUCUGGAGCAGCGCGAGAACGGCCUGGACGCCAUCGAGGACUGGAUCGACGUGCUGUCCGGCGGCGAGAAGCAGCGCAUUGCAAUGGCCCGACUCUUCUACCACAAGCCGCAGUUCGCCAUUCUGGACGAGUGCACCAGCGCCGUCUCCGUGGACGUGGAGGGCAAGAUGUACAGCUAUUGCCGCGAGGUGGGCAUCACGCUGUUCACGGUCUCGCACCGCAAGUCCCUGUGGGCGCACCACGACUACUACCUCCAGUUCGACGGCCGGGGCAGCUACGAGUUUGCGACCAUCGAUCAGGAUAAGGAUCACUUCGGCUCCUAAAACUAGCAAAUCCCAUUCUUCCCCAAGCCCGAUGCCCGAUGACCACGACCAGAAGCUGCGCAGCCGCAACAUCUGUGCUGGCAAUUCGCGUUCCGUCUCAUCCCGCUCUAGCCUCUCCUCCUCCUCCAUAUGGUGCACUGUAUAUACCGAGAUUGUAUAUAUUGCAAGAUGGAAAUUCUUCCUUGUUUCGUUUGUGAUUGUUUCUUUUGUACGCUAUUCCACACUAUAUUCCGUUUUAAUAUAAUAUCCUCCGCUGGGAUUUUAGAUGUGUAACUCUGAGAAUCGAGCUGGUGUUAGUGAUGUAAGCGUAAAGUAGUCGGCGCAAAGCCACAUGCGAUGGAUGAGCGUUUAGAAAACCUUUUAGUAAAUAACACACCUAUACCUGUAGACCGCACAAGUCCCAAAUCGCGCAUAGAGAACUUAUAGUAUAUUGUAAACUACACUUGGCUUAUUCAAAUGUUUUGUAUUUUUGGUUGAAUUGGAAUUGGAAUGGAACCUUGCACGGCAACAAUGUAUUGCAUUAAACAGUGCAAGACGCAAUAAAUGUAUAUAAAUAUGAAAAAAAAAAAAA